AUGAGUUGGCAAGAAGCUGCAAAGGCUGCCCAGCAGUCUGUCAUUGUCUCCAUCCCCGCAAAAUGGAGAAUUGCCCCGGAAAUCUUGGCCGCAAAACCAAUCAAUGUCAGCAAAGUCAUUGAAGAAAACAAGCUUCUCAAUGCGAAACAACUCGAGAUUACGUCCAAGGAUGGCACUGAAAUUUUGGAAAAUAUCCAAAAAGGAGCUUGGACCGCCACUGAGGUAGCGGAUGCGUUUUGUGCGAGGGCUGCUCUUGCGCACCAGUUGACAAAUUGCCUUAUUAGUUUCUUUCCAGAUGAAGCACUUGCGCAAGCUGCUCAACUCGACAAGACUUUUAAAGAGACUGGUAAACUCGUCGGGCCGCUGCAUGGGCUGCCCAUUUCCAUCAAGGAUACGUAUCAUGUAAAAGGAAAGGCAUCUACACUUGGAUACGUGACACUCAAGGACAACGUUGUGGACGAUGAUGCAGUCGUGGUGCAGUUGCUCCGUGAAGCUGGCGCCGUCAUUCAUUGCAAAACAACAAUGCCCCAAGCCGGCAUGGCCCUUGAAACAGCGAGCAACCUCUGGGGUGUAACACUGAACCCUUUCAACACCAAUUUCGGCGCCGGCGGCUCAUCCGGAGGUGACGGAGCUCUCAUCGCCAUGAGAGGCGCUGUGACAGCACCCAUGACAGAUAUUGGGGGCAGUAUUCGCUCCCCGGCUGCGUUUAACGGGCUCUAUGCUAUCCGCCCUACGGCUGAUCGCAUGCCCAAGACGGGAAUGCACAGCUGGAACCCGUCUCAGAUGUCUAUCCGGGUGUCGUGCGGUCCGGGAACUCACACCAUGCGUGACUUGAAGAAGAUGACUCCGGUGUUGAACGGUGCCAAUGCGGCGUUUGAUAUAAGUUGUGCGCCAGUACCGUGGCGAGAUGUUCCCCCAUCCAAGGAAAAGUUGACCAUUGGGCUGUUGGCAUAUGACGAGGUAGUUAUGCCUCAUCCCCCGGUGAUAAGGGCGUUGAAGGAAACUGUUGAGAAGCUGGAAGCGGCAGGUCAUGAAGUCAUUGAGUUUAAGCUACCAUUCUCGUCAUGGGAGAUCAAGCAGAGGACUUUCAAUUUAUACUUCCAAACCGGCUGCGCAGAGCAAAAGGCUCUUAUGAAAGAAACCGAUGAGCCCAUGCUGCCCGUAUUCAAGCACUACCUCGAUACCUUCAACGUCCGCCCCCUAGCCGCAACAGAAUGCCUCAAACUGAACCGUGAACUUGUCGCCAACAAGCUCCUCUUCCGCGACGCAUGGGACAAGACCGCCCAGUCCACCACCUCAAGGAAGCCUAUUGACGCUCUGCUAUGUCCCGUCGCGCCGUCUCUCAGCAUUCCGCAUGACUUUCCGAUUUGGUGGGGAUACACUAGUUUGUUCAAUUACCUGGAUUACCCAUCUACUGUGCUGCCGUGCCGAAAGAUGAAGGUUGAUCCUGUUUUGGAUGCGAAGGAUCCUGUAUUCAAGCCUAACGAGGGUUUUGCAGACUUUGAUAAGUUGAAUUGGGACAUGUAUGACGUUGAAAAGUUUGCAGACUCACCCAUUACGAUACAGCUUGUUGCGAGGCCAUUCAAGGAUGAGGAGCUACUAAACAUGUCCGAGGUUGUGGAUGGCGUGAUCAAUGCGUAG
Molecule: messenger RNA, 1641 nt
Organism: Pochonia chlamydosporia 170
Lineage: Eukaryota; Fungi; Ascomycota; Sordariomycetes; Hypocreales; Clavicipitaceae
Product: amidase
Exons: 8
Coding region: 1-1641 (546 amino acids)
Source: RefSeq, a predicted model, not a curated record